Pyrenophora tritici-repentis Pt-1C-BFP is the source of this 2009-nucleotide messenger RNA. Its product is annotated as GroL, Chaperonin GroEL (HSP60 family). Gene Ontology annotation, biological process: protein refolding; protein import into mitochondrial intermembrane space; apoptotic mitochondrial changes. NCBI's taxonomy places the organism in Eukaryota, Fungi, Ascomycota, Dothideomycetes, Pleosporales, Pleosporaceae. Gene Ontology annotation, molecular function: protein-folding chaperone binding; ATP-dependent protein folding chaperone; ATP binding. Gene Ontology annotation, cellular component: mitochondrial matrix; mitochondrial inner membrane. The record is from RefSeq and is a predicted model, not a curated record.
AUGUCUGCUCUAAUGGAUUUCCAGGAUGAGGGGCUGUCGUGCUACAACCUUCAGCAGCAGAGGUUUGCGCACAAGGAACUGAAGUUUGGCGUUGAGGCAAGAGCGUCCCUGCUGAAGGGUGUCGACACACUCGCAAAGGCUGUAUCAACAACACUGGGCCCCAAGGGUCGCAAUGUAUUGAUUGAGUCGAGUUAUGGAUCCCCCAAGAUUACCAAGGACGGUGUAACAGUCGCAAAGGCCAUCACUCUCCAAGACAAGUUCGAGAACCUCGGUGCCCGCCUCCUUCAGGAUGUCGCCUCCAAGACCAACGAGGCUGCUGGUGAUGGUACCACAACUGCUACUGUCCUCGCCCGCGCCAUCUUCUCCGAGACCGUUAAGAACGUUGCCGCUGGUUGCAACCCCAUGGACCUGAGGCGGGGUACCCAGGCCGCCGUAGAGGCGGUUGUUGAAUACCUGAGGGCAAACAAGAGGGACAUCACCACCAGCGAAGAGAUUGCCCAGGUCGCCACCAUCUCUGCCAACGGUGACACACACAUUGGCAAGCUUCUGUCCAACGCCAUGGAGAAGGUUGGAAAGGAGGGUGUCAUCACUGUUAAGGAGGGCAAGACGACCGAGGACGAACUCGAGGUCACUGAAGGCAUGAAGUUCGACCGUGGUUACAUCUCCCCCUACUUCAUCACCGACACCAAGACCGCCAAGGUAGAGUUUGAGAAGCCUCUCAUCCUGCUCUCCGAGAAGAAGAUCUCCGCUGUCCAGGACAUUGUCCCGGCUCUUGAGGCCUCCCAGCAGCUCCGCCGCCCCCUUGUCAUCAUUGCCGAGGACAUUGACGGUGAGGCGCUUGCCGUCUGCAUUCUCAACAAGCUCCGUGGCCAGCUCCAGGUUGCCGCUGUCAAGGCACCCGGCUUCGGUGACAACCGCAAGUCUAUCCUCGGUGAUCUCGCUGUUCUGACCAACGGUACCGUCUUCAGCGAUGAUCUUGAUAUUAAGCUUGAGAAGGCCACUCCCGACAUGCUCGGCUCCACCGGAUCCAUCACCAUCACCAAGGAGGACACCGUUAUCCUCAACGGCGAGGGUAGCAAGGACCAGGUCUCCCAGCGUUGCGAGCAGAUCCGCGGCGUCAUCAACGACCCAACCACGUCCGAGUACGAGAAGGAGAAGCUUCAGGAACGUCUUGCCAAACUCUCUGGUGGUGUUGCCGUCAUCAAGGUCGGUGGCUCAUCUGAGGUCGAGGUUGGCGAGAAGAAGGACCGCAUCGUCGAUGCUCUGAACGCCACCCGUGCUGCCGUCGAGGAGGGUAUCCUGCCCGGUGGUGGUACUGGUCUGCUUAAGGCUUCGGCCAACGCUCUUGGAUCUGUCAAGGCGGCCAACUUUGACCAGCAGCUUGGUAUCACCAUUGUCAAGAACGCCAUCACCCACCCCGCUCGCAAGAUCGUUGAGAAUGCCGGUGCGGAGGGAUCCGUCAUCGUCGGCAAGCUCAUUGACGAGUACAAGAGCGACUUCAACAAGGGUUUCAACAGCGCAAAGGGCGAAUACGUCGAUAUGAUCGCUGCCGGUAUCCUUGACCCCUUCAAGGUUGUCCGCACUGCUCUUGUUGAUGCUAGUGGUGUUGCGUCGCUUCUCGGUACCACCGAGGUGGCGAUUGUUGAGGCACCCGAGGAGAAGGGUCCUCCAGGCGGCAUGCCUGGCGGUAUGGGUGGUAUGGGAGGCAUGGGCGGCAUGGGCUUCUAAGCACUUGGAGCCCAACCCGUCUGUUAUCUUCUUCUUAUACCCCCAUUCCGCUAUAAUGACUUUAGUCUAACGUCUUCCCGGCGAUGGUUUAUGUGCACGAUAUUGGGAUGGUCUCCGCUCUUCACUCAUGGGUUUCAAAAGCGUAGCAUUUUGUUUUUUUGUGUUUAUUGUACAAUAUGGUGUAUCUAGAAGCUCUCCUGGGAAGGACAAGAUGUAAAAAGCGACGAAGGAAAUGUGAACAAGUGUAUAAACAAACAACAGCGAGUACGAAUGAUUGCUUG